UUAUAUAAUGUCUUUUUUAAUACAUUUAGGACAUUUAAAAUAUCAUUUUAAUAAUUUCCGUCAAUUAUUACCCCAACGUGUUACAUUGUCAACUACACAAAAAGUACUUGUAGUUUCAUUAUCGGCUAGUGUGGUAGUUGUUGGUGUAUUAGCAAGAUACUUGCGCCGUAAAAAGAAAAUUGUUGAUCCAGCACAGUUUAGAAGAAAUAUUUUUAGUAGUAAGCGGUCAAGAGCAUCAGGAGUAAGAAGUCCAAAUGGAGAUUUAGGUAGUGUCGCUAGCAGUGGCCGAAGAAGUGCCGCUUUUAGCAAUAUAUACGGCGACAAGUAUGGCCGACAGAGUUCAGUUAUAACUAGUGAAAAAGGUUCUAUCGCAUCUGGAAGCGGUGUAAGUGGUGGUCUGCAUGUCGGAGAUGGCAGCGAUGGCACUCAUUUGACGCCUCAACAGCUUGGAGUGAUGGGGAUGGAGGCUUUAGAAACGUGUAUAAGUUAUUGGGAAGAUGCAUUAGCAGCAUACAAAUCCAGAGAUGGUGCAGCUCCAUUAGCAGUAUUAAGCCCAGAAGAAACAGGAUUUUGUAGGGAUAUCCAACAGUUACUCGAAUUAGCGUUAGAAUUACAAGAAAAUUCGGAAAUGUUAUUUUUGGAUGAAAGGUCAAUAUUAUUCAAACCAGAAAGCGCCAUUAAAGAAGAAAAUGGUUUAGAGACGGACCUGUCCGGUGGCGAAAGUUUUGCUUCAGCUCAAGAUCAGGUGGCAGAUUUGAGGGAGUUUGAAGAAUUUUCGGAUUACUUUCCUGACUUGGAAGCACAUCCCUUAUAUCAGGCAGCUUUACGACAGUUAGAAGACGGAGGAAUUCCCUGUAGGACACUGAGAACAGAUCUUGUAAAAUGUGGUUCUGAUGGUGAAUACCUUGCUAAAUUGCACUGCCUACGACUGGCUUUUCAACACCUUCUAAGAGAACAUGUAAAUUAUAUAUGGUUUGUAGAUGCCGGUAGACAAAUAUUAGCUGAUUUGUUAUUAUAUGCUGAUAAAGAUCCCAAGGACUUUCUAAUAGGAUACGAAGAAAUACUUCAUUAUAUUCAAGAUCCGAACAAUUGGCGUGAAUUAGAAGAAGAGCUGAGUUCUAAAAGAGUGAAAGCCUUAACAUUUUAUGACGUAGUUUUAGACUAUAUUUUAAUGGACGCAUUCGAAGAUUUAGAUAGCCCUCCUUCCUCUGUUACAGCCGUCAUUCAGAACAGAUGGUUGUCCAACGGCUUCAAAGAAACAGCAUUGACAACAGCAGUUUGGUCUGUUUUAAAAGCUAAAAGGAGAAGACUGAAAUUUCCAAAUGGAUUUAUGGCUCAUUUUUAUACAUUGUCAGAACAGUUGUCUCCCUUGUUAGCUUGGGGUUUUUUAGGAUCUGAUGAACUGUUAAGAGACACUUGCAUAUAUUUUAAGGAACAAGUGAUGGGAUUUCUCUGCGAUAUUUUUAAUUUUGAAAAAUGUAAAUAUACUAGUGUAGAAAAUUUAGCGAUGGACGUUAUUCACAAUAUUAAAGUAAGAGUCAACAAUAUCUGCCAAAGAUUGAGUGCCCAAUCAUAAAACAUUUUAACACUCUACGUAGAUCUUUUUAGCAUUCAUAAAUUAAUUAAACGUUAUCGUUUUCAUUAGUAUUUUAUAAUUUAUUUGUAGGUAUUUAUUAUA
Molecule: messenger RNA, 1678 nt
Organism: Anoplophora glabripennis (Asian longhorned beetle)
Lineage: Eukaryota; Metazoa; Arthropoda; Insecta; Coleoptera; Cerambycidae
Product: mitoguardin
Exons: 6
Coding region: 8-1576 (522 amino acids)
Biological process (GO): mitochondrial fusion
Source: RefSeq, a predicted model, not a curated record